Molecule: messenger RNA, 636 nt
Organism: Sphenostylis stenocarpa
Lineage: Eukaryota; Viridiplantae; Streptophyta; Magnoliopsida; Fabales; Fabaceae
Source: the annotation of a GenBank genome assembly
AUGGAAGAUCCAUCAGUUACGAUGAACACUGGAAGGGAGAAGAUAGACAAGACAAAAUGGUGGAGAAAAUAUGUAAGCAAUGUAGGAAACUGGCUGACACAUAAGGAUAAGGAUAAAUGGUUGAAGAACAUAAGGGGUAACCUGAGUUUGGUGGCUACGGUAAUCGCAACAAUCACCUUUCAAAGUGCACUAAAUCCACCAGGUGGAGUCAGACCAGCAAAAGACGGCGGAGAAGAUUUGGUUUGUCCAGCAAAUGGCAGUCCAUGUCCUGGAGAAUCUGUCCUAGCUUAUACAACGAAAGAUGAGUAUUCCUGGUUCCUCAUUUGGAACACUACUUGUUUCCUAUCAUCUUCGGCUGUUUGUCUCUUGCUGGUCAGUGGAUUCCCUCUUAACCACAGAUUUUUCACCUGGCUUUUGUCAGUUGGCAUGUGCAUCACCAUCACUAGUCUCACUCUUACCUACAUGUAUGGUGCUCAAAUGGUCACCCCUGAUCCUGUUUGGGCCGCAUCCAACUCCAUGUUUCUAAAAGUUAUUUAUAUUUGGACUUCCCUGCUAGGACUAGUCACCUUUGUUCUUUGCCUGCGCCUGUUUAUUUGGAUUGUCACUAAUCGGGAUGGCAAAAAACCUAGAAAAUAA